UGGGUCGGUCGGUGAAGCUGCUUCUUGGCUCCUGAGCUCCGAGAGAGAGAUAAGCCGGCUGCAGAGACUCUGGAGACAGCACAGUUGGAAAUAAAGAAGAGAAGACAAAGAAGAGAGGAUAAUUUAACACACAGGGAAGGCGACUGUAAGGGAGAGAUGGCUGAGGCACAGCAGCAGCAACAGCAGGAGGAAGGAGGGGAGAAGGAGAAGGAAGAGGAGCAGCAGCAGUCGAGCCCCGUGGAGAAGACUGAACCUGACGAAGGGGCUGAAGAACCGAAGGAGAUCGCCCAGACGACCCCGUCUCGACCUCUGCUCUCCACGAGGUCCAUGAGCAUCGUGGACCCAGAUGAUGACACGCCCAACAUGAUUGUUUACAGAAAGAUUGAAGACAUUAUCACUCGCAUCCAGGACGAGACGGACGGUGUACCCAUCAGAACUGUCAAAAGUUUCAUGACGAAAAUCCCCAGUGUCGUUACGGGUGCAGAUAUUGUACAGUGGCUGAUGAAGAAUCUGUCCAUUGAGGAUCCAGCUGAGGCGAUGCACAUUGGGAGUUUAAUUGCAGCUCAGGGGUACUUCUUCCCAAUCUCAGACCAUGUCCUUACCCUGAAAGACGAUGGAACUUUCUACCGCUUCCAGGCGCCAUAUUUCUGGCCGUCCAACUGCUGGGAGCCUGAGAACACAGACUAUGCUAUUUACCUGUGCAAGCGGACCAUGCAGAACAAGACGAGGCUGGAGCUGGCAGAUUAUGAGGCUGAGAACCUGGCCAGGCUGCAGAGAGCUUUUGCCAGGAAGUGGGAGUUUAUCUACAUGCAGGCUGAGGCCCAGGUCAAGAUUGACAGGAAAAAGGAUAAAAUUGAAAGGAAGAUCCUGGACAGCCAAGAGAGAGCUUUCUGGGAUGUCCACAGACCUGUGCCUGGAUGUGUUAACACCACAGAGAUGGACAUCAGGAAAUGUAGACGCAUGAAGAAUCCUCACAGAGUUAAGAAGUCGGUGUAUGGUGUGAUAGAGGAGGGAACACAGUCUCAGAGUCCCAUACACACUCCUUUACACCACUGCAGGAAAGGCACCAAGGAGGAUGUAGAAAAGGAGAUCGUAUUCCUGAAUACCCAGCUAGAUCGUCACUGCAUGAAGAUGUCCAAAGUUGCUGAAAGUCUGAUAGCCUACACUGAGCAGUACUUGGAGUAUGACCCAUUUGUGACAUCACCUGAACCAUCCAACCCCUGGACCAGCGAUGACCCCACUUUCUGGGAUUUGGAGGCUAGUAAGGAGCCCAGUCAGCAGAGGGUGAAGAAGUGGGGCUUCUCUUUGGAGGACGCCUUGAAAGAUCCAGCAGGGCAGGAGCUUUUCCUCAAGUUUCUAGAAUCAGAGUUUAGCUCAGAGAAUCUCAGGUUCUGGCUGGCUGUGCAGGAAUUAAAGAGGAUACCUCAGCACGAAGUUGCACAGAGGGCACAGGACAUCUGGGCAGAGUUCCUGGCAGAGGGAGCGCCCAGCUCUAUUAACCUGGACUCCCACAGUUACGAACGCACCAGCCAAAACCUGAAAGACCCUGGACGAUACAGCUACGAAGAUGCACAGGACCACAUCUACAAGCUGAUGAAAAGUGACAGCUAUUCACGUUUCCUGCGCUCCAACCUGUACCAGGACCUUCUGAUGGCGAGGAAGAAACCUGAAACGGAGCAGGGCCGACGCACCUCCCUGGAGAAGUUCACUCGCAGUGUGGGCAAGUCAUUGACAGGCAAACGACUGACGGGUCUCAUGCAGUCGUCCUGACAAGGCCUGGAUGAAGAAUAGGUGGAACCAUACCCAGAAGAGCUGCUUACCUAUGGGAAGCAGGUGGAAAAGGACCCUGGGGUGUGCUUGUGUAGCUAUGGGAGGUGGAUAAGCGCGCCAAACAAGCUUACACCACUGGAUUGGACUACUACCACAUGUGAAACUCACCUCAGAUCAGUUCAAGCGGACCGACAGCAUGCAAUAAGUCACCAGACCUGACACCAGUGCUGUCACAGUGUAGAUGAUAAACAAUGCUACUCCUCUUAGGAAGUUUCUACAAAAAUCACCUGUACUAAGGAAAGCCGGGCUCAGUUGUUUCUCUCUAUCUACUCUCAUGUUAAUAUAGUAGCUGAAGAGGCUAUUGCUUUUACUUUCAGUGAUAUAAACACGGAAUGCUUGAAUGCCUUGACAGAUGUCAAACGAGACUUAGAUUAAAUGCUGUAGCUAGCUGUUUUAUCUCAUCAUUCACUACGAUGAUAUAAGGGAAUGAAACACUGGGAGCAGUUUACAGAUGCUUGACUGCCAGGUGGUGUAGUACACUGAACUUAUGAUUGACUAAAGCUUUUAGAUCAACUUACUAUUGUAUGACACAAGAUAUGCCUCUGUAUGUCCAAUGCCGAUUUACUUGGUUACAGUGUGCGCUCACAUUUAAAUCAGCACACUUGCUGCUUUUGUCUGUCUCCCUGCACUUAUAGCUGUGUAAUGUAGUACUGUAGUUGGUACAAUAGUAUGUGUUAGUAUGUGCAACAGUAGCUACUAAUACUGAAGUUAGUACAAGCACAAGCUGAAAUGUCUGCUUUUAAAUUCAAGUAAAGGGCACCAAACACGAAGGCCACACGUAUCCUGGAAAGCUAACCAAAAUCAGUGUUGACCUGAUCAUUUGGACAUAUUCUUAAUCUACAAAUCAAUAAUUACUUUGCCCUAAACAUAUGUUGUGGACACCCAGAGGUGAACAUCUUGUCAUAAAAAGGUGAGUUGGUAGGUUUACAAACAGUUGUAUUGCUUUAAACGGGUGGGUGGAUAAAGGUUAGGCUUUACUCUAUCUUCUAAACAUUCCACUGCAGGCGGCCACAGUAAUGUUUAUUUGGCUGACUUCUUACCAUUCUUCACUUUGUGUAAAGAUGACAAUAAAAGAGGAAUGCACAAUAAAGACGGAGUUUUG
Messenger RNA from Pundamilia nyererei, 2932 nucleotides. Its product is annotated as regulator of G-protein signaling 6-like. The coding region runs from base 157 to 1770 and encodes 537 amino acids. The transcript has 18 exons. Gene Ontology annotation, cellular component: cytoplasm; neuron projection. Gene Ontology annotation, molecular function: GTPase activator activity. The record is from RefSeq and is a predicted model, not a curated record. Gene Ontology annotation, biological process: intracellular signal transduction; G protein-coupled receptor signaling pathway; regulation of G protein-coupled receptor signaling pathway. NCBI's taxonomy places the organism in Eukaryota, Metazoa, Chordata, Actinopteri, Cichliformes, Cichlidae.